UUGGGCGACGCCGAUGCGCAGUGACGUUAAGCCACGUGACUAUACGUGCUGACAUAAUCCCGUGCAUGUCGUGCAUGUGAGGAUUCCUACGAACUACGGAGUAUCUAACUCCUCCUCUGGCGCAGACUUGACGCCUUUACCUUCUAGAUCCACGUUCUCCACGCCCUUCCUUGAGCCCGAGGCUGUGGCUUUGAGUACAGAGAGCUUCUUUGAACCCAACAUGUCUCACAGGAGCCCGUCAAUCAACACCUGGAUCUAGACUUUGAUUGUGUUUGGUGACCGCAAAUGGCGUCCGAACUGGAGCUUUCCUCAACUUUCAUUCCAGCGCUGUACAAGCCUGCGGCGCUGUUGCCCAUAGCAAGGCAUAGGCAAAGCUUACUCUAUCUUGUAGAGACUUACCCGGUCACCAUUGUCGUGGGGCAAACUGGUUGCGGUAAAACGACGCAGUUGCCUCAGUAUCUCGACCAAGCAGGAUGGUGCGCCGAUGGGAAAACCAUAGCAGUGACGCAGGUGAGUCUCAAAACACGUUGCAGCAAUCUCCCAGGGAGAAAGGCUAAAGUGACUCCAGCCGCGCCGGGUGGCUGCCACCACAGUGGCAACGCGAGUAGCGGAAGAAAUGCGCUGCAAAGUGGGCGAGGAUGUGGGAUACUCAAUUCGUUUCGAAGACCUAACCUCCGCUUCUACGAGAAUCAAGUUCCUAACGGAUGGGAUGCUACUUAGGGAGGCCCUUGUAGACCCUCUUCUAUCACGAUACUCCGUAAUCAUGGUGGAUGAAGCCCACGAAAGGUCACUUAGCACAGAUAUCCUUCUGGGGAUUCUCAAAAAGAUUAUGAAGCGUCGUCCUGAGCUCAGAAUUGUGGUUAGCAGUGCAACACUGCAGGCUGAGGACUUCCUACGGUUCUUCGCCGGCGAUGAAUCCACUGAUGACGACGGGUGGGUUCAAACUAGGGGAAACGUGGGACGGAUCAUUAGCCUGGAGGGUCGGAUGUAUCCUGUGGAUAUCCUUUAUCUUGAGUCGCCCGCGGAAGAGUAUGUUGAAAGAGCGGUUAAGACCGUUUUUGACAUACAUCUACAGGAAGGAGACGGCGAUAUUCUUGUGUUUCUGACAGGCCGAGAGGAGAUCGACACCACCGUGCAAUUAAUUUCUGAGCGCGCUGCAUCUUUGCAUCCAAAGGCCCAAGGAAUUCUUGCCCUUCCCCUUUACUCCGGUCUCACGACAGACCAACAAAUGUAUGUUUUCGAGCCGGCGCCGGAGAACACGCGCAAGGUGAUCGUAUCCACGAACAUUGCCGAAGCAUCUGUCACCAUUGACGGCAUUGUAUACGUCGUCGACUGUGGAUUCGCCAAAUUAAGGGCGUAUAACCCAAACUCCGGGAUUGAGACGUUAACGGCAGUACCGAUUUCGAAGGCAGCAGGGGUUCAGCGUGCCGGCCGAGCAGGUAGAACGAAACCUGGGAAAUGCUUCCGACUCUACACUCAGCAGGCGUACGAAGCCCUUUCGGAGGCGACCGUCCCCGAAAUUCAACGAUCAAACCUUGCGCCAGUCAUAAUGCAGCUCAAAGCUCUCGGUAUAGACAACAUAGUGCGGUUCGACUUUUUAACGCCGCCUCCUGCCGAGCUUGUGAUUCGUGCGUUUGAGCUACUGUACUCUCUUGGAACAGUGGAUGAUUAUGCCAAGCUCACAAAACCUUUGGGCAUGCGUAUGGCUGAACUGGCAGUCGAUCCAAUGAUGGCCAAGGUUCUCCUUUCUGCGCAGUCCUUCAAUUGCUUGAGUGAGAUCCUUUCCAUCGCAGCGAUGGUCAGCCUCCAGGGAUCAGUUUGGGUGCAACAUGAGGGGGACAGAAAAUCAGCCGAGAGCACUCGCCGGAAGUUCGCCGUUGAAGAAGGCGACCAUCUGACGUAUCUCAAUGUAUACCAGGCGUUCGUUACAGUUGGCAAAAAGGAUUCCAAAUGGUGUCGGGACAAUCUCUUGAACUAUCGAUCCUUGCUACGGGCUGUGAGCAUCAGAGCUCAGCUAAAGCGUUAUCUCGAGCGGUUUGGCAUUCAGGUUGACGAGACCCUUUCUUCGUCUCGUUCCAAGCAGCCUAGCCUAGCUAAUCCCUCCGAAUCCCUUCGGAGAUGUCUCACGACCGGUUACUUCGCCCACGCCGCCAAGAUGCAGCCCGAUGGAACGUUCAAGACCGUCAGCGGAGGUCUCACACUGCAUGCUCACCCCACUUCACUGAUGUUUAAUCGGAAAGCAGACUGGGUGAUCUUCCACGAGAUAUUGCAAACGGGAGAGAAGACCUUCAUCCGGGAUAUCACCAAGAUCGAAAAAGGAUACCUUGUUGAAUAUGCGCCCAACUAUUAUAAAGUUCAAUGAUGGGUUCGGCCGCGCCUCGUUUCAACGGAUAGGCUGUCUGCCUCGCUGAGGAGGGCAAGUAAUAGAUCAUAUACCCUAUGAGGACGGAAUAAUGAAUCGACGGUGUACAGUACCUGGUAGAAAUCAUUCAGCCCUAUAGAGUACGGCGUAGUAAGACCAUUGACGUCAUACGACGGCUUUGUUUUCGACACUUCGGAGCGGAAGAAGAUCCGCCUUUUG
Molecule: messenger RNA, 2581 nt
Organism: Aspergillus melleus
Lineage: Eukaryota; Fungi; Ascomycota; Eurotiomycetes; Eurotiales; Aspergillaceae
Exons: 2
Coding region: 617-2362 (581 amino acids)
Cellular component (GO): catalytic step 2 spliceosome; intracellular anatomical structure
Molecular function (GO): ATP binding; RNA binding
Source: RefSeq, a predicted model, not a curated record